Molecule: messenger RNA, 1299 nt
Organism: Hydatigera taeniaeformis
Lineage: Eukaryota; Metazoa; Platyhelminthes; Cestoda; Cyclophyllidea; Taeniidae
Source: the annotation of a GenBank genome assembly
UGUAAAUAUCGGCCGACAAUGACUUCCAUCGAGCGACCUGUUUGGGAUGAUGUCGACGAAUCUUUAAUUGAUGAAGUCAUGCGGAUGGCUACAGAUGAGUUGGUUGUGCAUACUCGUCUACUCGACGGCGAAAUUCGCAUAAUGAAAUCUGAGUUACAUAGAGUCGACCACGAAAUUAAAAUGAAGCAGUCAAAGGUUAAAGAUAGUAAGAGCAAGAUCAAGAUGAAUAAAGCACUUCCUUACCUUGUUGCGACGGUUGUUGAGCUUUUGGAUGUUGAACCUGAAGAUGAAGAGGAAGAUGGUGCUAAUGUUGAUCUAGACUCACAGAGGAAGGGGAAGUGCGCUGUCGUUAAGACAAGUACUCGUCAGACCUAUUUCCUCCCCGUUAUUGGCCUCGUUCCACAUGAGGAACUGAAGCCCGGCGAUCUUGUUGGUGUCAAUAAGGAUUCGUAUCUCAUUCUCGAAAAACUUCCAGCAGAAUUUGACUCUCGUGUUAAGGCCAUGGAAGUUGACGAUAGGCCCACCGAAAGGUAUGGCGAUAUUGGUGGACUGGAUAAACAAAUUCAAGAGUUGAUCGAGGCCGUUGUUCUACCAAUGACCCACAAAGACAGGUUUGAUGCUAUUGGCAUCCAGCCUCCUAAGGGUGUCCUCCUGUACGGUCCACCUGGAACCGGAAAAACUCUACUGGCUCGUGCUUGUGCAGCUCAGACAAAGUCGACCUUUUUAAAACUGGCUGCGCCCCAACUCGUACAAAUGUUCAUUGGUGAUGGCGCUAAGUUGGUUCGAGACGCCUUUCAGCUUGCUAAAGAAAAGGCUCCGGCUAUCAUUUUUAUCGAUGAGUUAGAUGCCAUAGGUACGAAGCGUUUUGACAGUGAAAAAGCCGGUGAUCGUGAGGUUCAACGCACAAUGUUGGAGCUUUUAAACCAGCUGGAUGGUUUUCAACCGAACCAUGAGAUCAAAGUUAUUGCCGCCACAAAUCGUGUAGACAUUCUUGAUCCUGCACUUCUUCGCAGCGGUCGACUUGACCGUAAAAUUGAAUUCCCUACCCCCAACGAAGAAGCUCGUUCCCGUAUCAUGCAGAUUCAUUCGAGAAAAAUGAACGUUCAUGAAGACGUGAACUUUGAAGAGCUUGCUCGGUGUACAGACGACUUCAAUGGGGCGCAGUGCAAAGCUGUCUGUGUCGAAGCUGGUAUGAUUGCUUUGCGCAGAAAUGCCAAUCAGGUUGUGCAUGAGGACUACAUGGAUGCCAUUCUUGAGGUGCAGUCGAAGAAGAAAACAAAUUUGAACUAUUACGCAUAG